Molecule: messenger RNA, 795 nt
Organism: Cooperia oncophora
Lineage: Eukaryota; Metazoa; Nematoda; Chromadorea; Rhabditida; Trichostrongylidae
Source: the annotation of a GenBank genome assembly
CUGAAACGCUUUGUUACUUCAGAAUACUAUCCAUUUGUUCUUCAUUGUAACAGAGCUUCGCAUCUUGGAUCUUUCAGAAUCGGUGGCCCUAAUGCCACAGUUACGACUCCUAAUGGAUUGUAUUUCACUACACAACGCUAUGCUCUCGUUACCUUUCAAACAGAUCCCGUCAUCCAGAAAACUGGAUUCCAGUUCGUCUACGAGUCUGUUUUCACUGCGAAUCCAUGCAAUCGAGACAUUGUGCUCAUGCUGAGCGGCCUUUCCACUGUCGGAACACAGGAAAACUUCCAGAAGGUGACUCGUCGAGAACUCGUUGUUCGUAGGGUGUUAAUGAGACUCUUCACACUGUGUAUCUUUCAGCAGCUUGACUUCGUCGCCAAUCAACUAAGCCCAACAUGGCAGGUUGGGCUCGAUAAAAUCCGGGUGGUUCUCAAUCUAGUGGUAGACGCAGACUAUUCAGUUAUUUGGACCGCUGAUGAUCUGGCGACGAACCAGUUAUUGAGCCAGACAGUCCUUGGUUUGACUCAGGAUGUCCCCGAUGUCACCCAGAACAACAACACUGAUCUUGAAUGCAUCUUCAAAUACGCGCAACUUGCCGUCAGUUUCGACGCGAAAGAAGACAAGGAAAGAGAUGGGGUGGAGAAGGCAGUAAUCGCAUUCGUACCGCAGAAUCCCAAUGACGAUCAAGAUUUCUAUGCAGCAAUGGAAUUUGCGCACUUGGUACGCACUACAGACGACACGAAGGUAAAUUUGGAAGCCUUCUGUUCUGAUUGUGCAGUCGCAUCUGCCCGGUAG